Molecule: messenger RNA, 594 nt
Organism: Striga hermonthica
Lineage: Eukaryota; Viridiplantae; Streptophyta; Magnoliopsida; Lamiales; Orobanchaceae
Source: the annotation of a GenBank genome assembly
AUGCCAUCAAAUAUCUGUGAGAUUCUUACCGUCCCCCACAACCCUUAUCGUCCGCUGCACUCAGCCCUCGCCGUUCGUGUCAUCAAGAAUGAAAACAAUCAGCUGCUCUUGGGGAUACGCGUGCAAAUCGACCUCAAACAGUUAUGCCUUCAUCUGUGCUGUCGAGUUGGGCUUCUUGCUGCUGCUGCACAUGCAGCAGCCACUAGUAUCCCUUUUACUAUUUUCUAUGAUCCAAGGGCGAGCCCGCCCGAGUUUGUGAUACCUCUAGCAAAAUAUGCCAAAGCAGUUUAUCAUACUAGAGUUUCUGUAGGCAUGCUUUUUCGGAUGCUAUUCGAGACAAAAGAAUCGACUGUUCGUAGGUAUAUAAGUACAAUAACGGGCAUCAACGACUUGGAUCCAGUUCGUUGGUCAAACUCUCAUUGGCGCUCACUGAAGGAAGGUUGGUUGGGACGAAUCGACUGCAGGCGAAAGGCAACCGAGAGUCUCAUUGUGGGAGAUCGAACCUCUGACAACUUUUCCUAUGUACCCUUCUCCAUUUUCCCUCAGAUUGAAGCGGCCACGGACAGCUGGACUCCCCUCAUUCCCUGGUCCUAG